GUCAAGGGGUCUGAAUACUUUCAGAAUGCACUGUAUGUGUAGGAGUGUUUCUUCUUAAGUAAAAAAAAAACAGAAUGACAAUACAGGAAUAAACACUUUAUACCGACAGAAUGUAAUAUAUUUGAAUAGCGAAAUAAUAAAGAUGAAUUAGUAACAAAUGUCUUAAAAAAAUGCCUAAGAGUUGGGUUUAUGUUUGUGUUUGCCAUUGACAGGGCAAAGCAAGAUGAAGGGUUUAGGAGUUGUUCUGAGAGGAUUUUAGUUUUGUCAUAGAUAGCUCAGGUUGAACGCAGAUGGUCUUAAUUACUGCCCACAACCUGCUCUGGCCCUCGUUCACCCAUCUCCCAUUCCCCCUGGCUCUCCCCUUGUCCCCUGCAAUCUGCCGAGUCGGAAGGAUCCUGUAGUUCAAUAUGUAAUAGUAUCACCCAUCGCUGGCUAAAUAUAGGGACAGAUGUCCCCCUGUGUGCUGGUGUUGGGCAGCAUGACACGCUAGCCUGCUGUGUUCUGCCAAACGUAGCUCACAUGGACAAGAGCUGACUCAGCUACUGCCUGUUGAGUCCCACUGUCACACCGGCGCGUUUUGGACUUCUAACCCCUUUUAAACAUUGUGUGUUUGAGCUACAGUCUUGUAGUUGUACCAUUGGAUUUGUCUAUUCUUCUGUCUCCGAUGAUACCAACCAUUACUAUGUGUGAUUAACGGGGGCUGAGUUAGAGCAGUGUUUGUGAGACAAGCGCAGAAGGGGUCCGGGGCGGGGUCCGGGGCGGUUCUUCUCACAAAAACGUCUGUAGAGUCCGAAUGAUGAGCUACAAACUCUUAUGACCCAUCUAUGAAAAGCUGAGACUCACGUUUUGCUCUAUGGCGCUCACAAUCUACACAAGAGUCGUUAGAAGCAUAUGGCUGUGGAACCCCAGCCAUUAAGCCUGAUACAACCCGCGUGGUCAAUGGCGUGGAUGCCCGCCCCAACAGCUGGCCUUGGCAGAUCUCUCUGCAGUAUGAGAGGAAUGGUGAGUACAGACACACCUGUGGUGGAUCCCUCAUCGCUACCAACUGGGUUAUGACUGCUGCCCACUGCAUUGAUCUGAACCUGAAUUAUCGUGUGGUUGUGGGCAAACACAACCUGGCAGAGGCUGAGCCCAGUGCUCAGGCCUACUUCCCAGCUAAGAAAGGAAUCAUCGUGCACAAACACUAUAACCCUGUCCUCCUGUCAGUGGGCAAUGACAUCGCCAUGAUCAAGCUGGCAGAGCAUGUGACUCUGAGUGACCAGGUCCAGCUGGCUUGUGUCCCCGCCCCCGGAACCAUCUUGUCCAAUAAUUACCCCUGCUACAUCACCGGCUGGGGAAGACUCACCACCGGAGGCCCCACCCCUGACACCCUGCAACAGGCCCUGAUGCCCGUGGUGGACCACAAGACGUGCACCCAGAGCGACUGGUGGGGCGUGUCCAUUCGCAGGUCCAUGGUCUGUGCCGGAGGGGACGGAGUGGUGGGAGGCUGCAACGGAGACUCUGGUGGCCCACUGAACUGUAAGAACUCUGCGGGAGUAUGGGAGGUGCAUGGCAUUGCUAGCUUCGUCUCCGGCCAGGGCUGCAACUACAUCAAGAAGCCCACCGUCUUCACCCGCGUCUCCGACUACAAUGAGUGGAUUGAUGAGACCAUGAUGGACAACUAAGACGUGUCUGUGUGCUCUUCUAAUAAAGACCUGUGAAUACAUGAGAAAAUAUAUUAUUUUAUUGAAAUAUUGUCCUUUUGAUUAA
Molecule: messenger RNA, 1749 nt
Organism: Coregonus clupeaformis (lake whitefish)
Lineage: Eukaryota; Metazoa; Chordata; Actinopteri; Salmoniformes; Salmonidae
Product: chymotrypsin-like elastase family member 2A
Exons: 8
Coding region: 1053-1664 (203 amino acids)
Biological process (GO): proteolysis
Molecular function (GO): serine-type endopeptidase activity
Source: RefSeq, a predicted model, not a curated record